AUCAAUUUCUUGCAUUGAAUUUCUCCGGCAUUCCCAGCCAAAAUUCUCUGCUCUCAAUAAUGAGCAUUAAUUCAUAAUCAUACAUCCAUAUCCUACUGUAUUUGAAAAACCCAACAAAAUAACUAAAAAAAUCCAAUUGGAUUUCGAAGAAUAAAGAAAUGGAAGCAAGAGCUAGAGCUCCAGGGAAAAUCAUACUGGCUGGAGAGCAUGCUGUGGUCCACGGAUCAACGGCCAUGGCUGCCGCUAUCGAUCUCUACACUUAUGUUUCCCUCCGCUUCCCCACCCCUUCUGAUAAUGAUGAUACACUUAAACUCUACCUCAAGGAUAUGGACUUAGAAUUUUCUUGGCUGGUUGGAAAAAUCAAGGAAGCUAUCCCAGAGUUGGGCAGUUUUAGUGCCUCUUCACCAACGUCAUGCUCACUGGAAACUACAAAAGCAAUUGCAGCCUUAGUUGAUGAACAGAACAUUCCAGAGGUGAAAAUAGGGCUCGCUUCUGGUAUUUCUGCAUUUCUUUGGCUAUACAUCUCUAUCCAUGGUUGUAAACCAGCAAAGGCCACUGUCAAUUCUGAGCUUCCUCUUGGAUCAGGCUUGGGUUCGUCUGCUGCCUUUUGUGUUGCGCUUUCAGCUGCCCUGCUUGCCUUAUCAGACUCUGCAAAGCUGGAUUUUGGCCACCAAGGUUGGCAGAUAUUUGGUGAUAGUGAGUUGGACUUGGUGAACAAAUGGGCGUUUGAGGGUGAAAAAAUUAUCCAUGGGAAGCCAUCUGGGAUUGAUAAUACAGUUAGCACAUAUGGUAACAUGAUCAAAUUUAAGUCUGGCGAGUUGACACGCAUCAAAACUAAUAUGCCACUAAAGAUGUUGAUAACUAACACAAAAGUAGGGAGAAACACAAAAGCAUUGGUGGCAGGUGUUUCAGAACGGACAGCAAGGCAUCCAACUGCUAUGGCUGCUGUAUUUAAUGCUGUUGAUUCCAUCAGCAAUGAAAUGGCUACCAUUAUUCAAUCUCCUGUUUCUGAUGAUCUUGCCAUAACUGAGAAGGAAGAGAAAUUAGAGGAAUUAAUGGAAAUGAAUCAGGGAUUGCUUCAAUGCAUGGGUGUCAGUCAUGCUUCAAUAGAAACUGUGCUCCGAACAACGUUAAAGUUCAAACUGUCAUCGAAGUUGACUGGAGCUGGUGGCGGCGGCUGUGUUUUGACACUGCUACCAACAUUAUUGUCAGGAACAGUUGUUGACAAGGUAAUUGCAGAUUUAGAAUCAUGUGGGUUCCAGUGUUUGAUUGCUGGAAUAGGUGGGAAAGGCAUGGAAGUUUCCUUCAGCGGUACUUCCUGAUAUUGUCUGCUGCAGCUGCCAAUUGUAAGAUCUAUCUCUUUAGAAUCAUAUAAGUUUGUUGAAGACAUUUGUUUCUUCAAAUUUUCCCAUUGAUCAUUGUUGUAUGUUCAUUAUUCUGUAACGGAAAGCUAUUGUAUCAAAUAACAAUCACAUUGUUGAGAAAAAGAUGUCUUUUCCUGGGUGACAUUAGCCUCAAUCUUCAUUCUCAA
Molecule: messenger RNA, 1531 nt
Organism: Coffea eugenioides
Lineage: Eukaryota; Viridiplantae; Streptophyta; Magnoliopsida; Gentianales; Rubiaceae
Product: mevalonate kinase
Exons: 5
Coding region: 159-1322 (387 amino acids)
Biological process (GO): isoprenoid biosynthetic process
Cellular component (GO): cytoplasm
Molecular function (GO): mevalonate kinase activity; ATP binding
Source: RefSeq, a predicted model, not a curated record